UGGUGAGCGGCUCUUCUUGUAGCGCAGCGCCGCCCAGAGGAGCCCGAGACCCCGCUGCUUAUUGGACAAAAGUCGCUUGAAAGGACAGAGGGUGAUCCCCCCUCUGCUGCUCUGCUCUGGUUGGUCUGGCAGGAGUCUCCGCUCUUUCGUGGACAUAUAAAGGAGGUUUUUGAGCUGUCUGAGUCACAGUUUCUCUGAGUUUGUCAGAAAAAUCUAGUAAAAAUUAACCAUGUCAGGAAGAGGCAAAACCGGCGGAAAAGCCCGCGCUAAGGCAAAGACUCGCUCCUCUCGUGCUGGACUCCAGUUCCCAGUCGGUCGUGUUCACAGACUGCUGCGCAAAGGCAACUACGCUCAUCGUGUGGGUGCCGGCGCCCCCGUCUACCUGGCCGCUGUGCUCGAGUACCUGACCGCUGAAAUCCUGGAGCUGGCUGGAAACGCCGCCCGCGACAACAAGAAGACCCGUAUCAUCCCCCGCCACCUGCAGCUGGCCGUCCGCAACGACGAGGAGCUCAACAAACUCCUGGGCGGAGUGACCAUCGCUCAGGGCGGCGUGCUGCCCAACAUCCAGGCUGUUCUUCUGCCCAAGAAGACCGAGAAGGCCGCUAAGUCCAAGUAAACCACAUCAACUCCACAAACAAACAAACAAACAAAAGGCUCUUUUAAGAGCUACACACUCACUCUGAGAAACUGCUCAUCCUCCUCUUUUAAAUAAAUACAGUAAAACCAUAAAUCUUAAACAUAUCUAAUUUUUCACUGUCAAUCUGCGCGAUUUUCUCAGUCAUUAUUGCAUCAUCUAAAGUACCAUAAAAUGUGCACUCAAUAUAAUCAUCCUAAUUAGUUUUGACUAAUUUAGCAAAUUAAAUAUUCUGUCCAGAUACACACGAGAAAAUUGUAACCGCUAAACUACUGAGUUAUUACCAUUGUGACAUUUUGUAUUUCAGGUUUUUAGUAUAUUUAAUCUUUUCAUAUUUAUAUACUUGUAUACCAUGUUAGUAAUCGUACUUGAAAUGUCUGACGUAAUGAACACAAUAACUUCCUAAA
Messenger RNA from Solea senegalensis (Senegalese sole), 1041 nucleotides. Its product is annotated as histone H2A-like. The record is from RefSeq and is a predicted model, not a curated record. NCBI's taxonomy places the organism in Eukaryota, Metazoa, Chordata, Actinopteri, Pleuronectiformes, Soleidae. Bases 230 to 616 code for a protein of 128 amino acids. Gene Ontology annotation, cellular component: nucleosome. The transcript has a single exon. Gene Ontology annotation, molecular function: structural constituent of chromatin; DNA binding; protein heterodimerization activity.